ACAGCAAGCCUCCAGUGGCAUCAGACAAUGUGGCUAAAUCAAAAAUAAAGAUCAAGAAGAAAAAGACGUUGGUGGGUUAUCGUCAGCUUGUACUGUUGCAAGUAGGUUUGUUUGCUGUUGCUGCUGUCAUCUUUGGGGUCUGGUACUCGUAUCGGCCACAUGACAGUGAUGCUGAGGAGUACAAACUGAUGAACAAACCGAAUGCUACACAGAAAAUAAAGACAAAACCGGAUCACAGGCAGUCACGUGACCAGCAGGCUAGUCACAAGUUUACUGUAUCUGUACAAAAUUAUAUUGAAAUGCAGAGUGUGGUUGUGAAUGACAUCCAACUGCGUGUUCAAGAAUUAAAAGUACAACAGAGAAAGUCUCACGCCAAAGUUUUCAUAAUUGAAAAUUUUCUUAGCCAGCAUGAGAUGCAAAGCCUUGUCAAGGCUCACGACCAUCAUUCUACUGAUCUACGUAUUCCGCCCCCUUUGUUUUGUUUCGAUGGUGUCAACACUCUUCAGGCACAUCUCGACGAUGCAGGAAUAAAGUAUACUGCAUCCGACUCAGACUUCACUGCGGGAACGUAUUGUGUCAACUCGACUUUUUCUCAUCGACUGAAGCAUGUGUUAAAAUGGAGCGUGAGCACCGCUUUCUACACUGGCGAAUCUAAGUUUUCGUGGAUAUUGCAAGAUCGUAUAUUUAAAGCAACUGGGCUGAAGCCUGAGAAUGGUGGUAAAUAUCAAUUGACAUCUUACUCUGAAGGGGUCGGCUACAAGACACAUACUGAUUGUGUACUGAACGAUGAGAAACGGGAUCGAUACGGUACCUUCCUUGUGUACUUAGAGGAUGUUGAGGAAGGUGGCGAGACGAGGUUCCCACAACUUGAUAUUGCUGUGAAACCCAAAGCUGGUCGAGCACUCAUUUGGAACAGUAUGGAUGCCGAAGGCAACUGUGAUCCUAUGACUGUUCACAGUGCUGAUAAAGUUGCUCGAGGACGAAAGGUUAUUUUGCAGAGAUGGUACUAUUAUCAUAACUUUCCUGCAUUAGGCAAACGCAUGUCUGAACCAGAUCUGCCAGUUCGGUUACCACAUCAACCUAUGGUGCAGUGUGACCAGUAUGAUAGUGGCAGUUGUAGGUGGUAUGAUGAGUGGGGCUAUGGUCAUCUAAGAGAGUAUCGGCAAAUGAAUCAGAACAAUCAGUUGUAGUUCUGUUAGUAUUUUAAUUUAAUUACGAGAAAUUGGUUUUAAGUAAACGAUGUUUUAAUGUGUUGUCGAAAAAAACAUUUAAUGAUGCCAGUGUGCUCAACUCUUACAGUAUCUCAUUAUAACAUUUGUAUUCUUUCGUUCAAUCAUUUCACAUUGAAAAUAAUAUAACAGCAGUCUGUUUAUAGUGUCUGUGACUAUGAAA
Molecule: messenger RNA, 1392 nt
Organism: Corticium candelabrum
Lineage: Eukaryota; Metazoa; Porifera; Homoscleromorpha; Homosclerophorida; Plakinidae
Exons: 1
Coding region: 189-1190 (333 amino acids)
Biological process (GO): peptidyl-proline hydroxylation to 4-hydroxy-L-proline
Cellular component (GO): endoplasmic reticulum
Molecular function (GO): iron ion binding; L-ascorbic acid binding; procollagen-proline 4-dioxygenase activity
Source: RefSeq, a predicted model, not a curated record